UUCCAUCAUGCUGUACCUCGAGGAUUAUCUGGAGAUGAUCGAACAUCUGCCGCAAGAACUGCGCGACCGAUUUACCGAGAUGCGUGAAAUGGAUCUAAGUGUGCAGAAUAAUACGGACGCGUUGGAUAAGCGUGUCCGGGCACUGUUUCAGCAAUGUCGCCGUGGGGAAAUUUCCUCCCCGAUGGCGGACGUCGAGUUUGACUCGAUCCGCACCAACUACUACCGGGUGUUGGACGAUUCGGACGAGAAGAUCCAGCUGGCAGGACAGAUGUACGAUUUGGUCGAGCGUUACCUGCGCCGUCUCGAUACGGAGCUGGACAAGUUCAAGUGUGAGCUGGAGGCGGACCACAACGGCAUUACCGAGAUACUGGAGAAGCGUUCGCUCGAGCUGGACAGCCUGACUAGCAAUGGUGGCACGAAUCAGAAGGAAAAUCGCUUCUACGAUACGCUAAACUCGCACGGUUCGAGCCACGCCAGCCGUUACAAGCUGAAGACGGAAAAGCGCCGUUACAGCGUGGCCGCCGGUGUGCCACUAGGAUCGAUCGAGAAACGUUCCGUCGUCGCCGGAUCGUCGAAGCCGAUCAGCAGCAGCAGCAGCAGCUGCAACAAUUUGCGCCCCACUACACCGGCAAUCAUCACAACUGGUGGGCCUGUGGUGGCUGGCCCUGUUGUUGCUGGUGUCGCUAGCGUCGGCACUAUCGGACCGGUUGCUGGUGCCAUCAAUACUGUGCACUGUCCACAGCCCGUGCCAGUAAUGAAUGCCACGCCGGGUACGGCCAGUGUGGCCGCCACGUACAACUUGCAGACGUGCGGUGCGGGCAAUGCGAUCGUUGCCGCCGCUAGCCAGGCCAUUGCGCAGACGCAACAGAUGCAACAGGGCCGCCGGACGGCCAGCUUGAAGGCAUCGUACGAAGCUAUCGGGGGUGUGGGUUCGCACGAGCUACUGCUCAACAGUGAGCUGGCCGGUGCGACACACAACGCGCUGCAGGCGGUCGAACGGGAGUCGACCGCAUUUUCGAACCAACGGCGACAGAAGAAAAAGGCAAUCGGUACGUCGCUCAGUUGUGGAAACUUGCGCACGAAUUCCACUAUGUUGGUAAAUGCAUCAUCCAUAGCUUCUAUUUUGUCCGCACCCUCGACGAACGUACCUUCAAUUUCUAGCUCGAAUACAAUAGCGCUAUCGGCUGUAGUAAGCUCUACGCCGGUGCAGCAAAAUCAACAGCAGCAGCAGCAGCAGCAGCAGUCAGGACAAACAUCUUCCCAACAGCAGCCGCCAUUUAUACAACAACAUACGCUCAAUCAUCAGCUGCCAGUUCAAUCGCAACAGUUGCUUAUUCACGCUAACACACCGGUGUCGCUGCAGCAUCCGAUGCAACCGGUGAUGCAACAAAUUUCGCUGUCGCAAGCACAAACCCCACCGAGUGUGAAGCAGCAGCAGCAAGUACUGCCCGGCCAGGGACAGCAACAAAUUAUUAAUCAGCAGCAUAAACCGGUUCAGCUCAUGUCGGCGCAACAUCGCAUGCCGUCACGGCAGUUUCAACAACUGCAACAACAGCAGCAGCAGCAGCAGCAACAGCAACUGCAACAACAGCAGCAGCAGUUGCAGCAACAGCAGCAGCAGCAGCAGCUGCAACAACAGCAGCAGCAGCAGCUGCAACGUCCCCAAAUAUUGCAGCAACAAUCGCAGCUACAUGCAGUUCCUCAUCAGCAGCUGCUGCAAGCUCAGUCGCAGCAGAAGCAACAACAACCACAGCCGCAACAGCCGCAACAGCUUCUUCAGCAACAGCAACAACAACUGCAAGUUUUUAAGUCAAUACAGCACAAUUCAUUCCAACAUCAAGCCCAACCACAACAACAGUCGCAUCUGGUGCAGCAGCAGGUAGUGCAGCAUAUACAGCAACUACCGGUGCAACAGCAGCAUCAGCUGCUUGAUCAUCAGCACAAAGACAUACAACUGCAGCAAACGAUGCAGCAACAGCAGCCGACCCAGCAAGUGUUACAACCACAGCCACAGCAAUUACUGCAACAGCAACGGCAGCUGCUGUUACAGCAGCAGCCGCCUUUGCAGGUUGCUCAACAGCAAUUGCUGCAGCUGCAGAACAAGCAGCAGCUGUUGCAACAGCAUGCUGGGCAGCAAGCUGUUCAAGUCCUGCCGCAAACGCUCCAUCCACAGCAGCCGCAACAACAGCAACCACAACAGUCUUUCUUGACGACCGUCACAACACCGACCACCAGUGCCGCGGUGGUGAAUGUGCCGUCGUUCAUGAACACGUUGAUUACGAGCAAUCCGAGCACGAGCACGAACAUAAGCACUAACAGUACCGCCGGCACAACCGAGCCGGCUGUUCCCCUUGACCAGACGGCGGAAGGUGAAUGGUUCGAUCCGAACGAACCACGCUACUGUCUCUGUAACCAGGUGUCUUACGGCGACAUGGUAGCAUGCGACAAUGAGGACUGUCCGUUCGAAUGGUUCCAUUAUCCGUGCGUCAAUAUAAGCUCAUCACCGAAAGGGAAAUGGUACUGUCCCCAGUGCAGUAGCUCCAUGAAACGGCGUGCAUCGAGAAAAAAUUAA
Molecule: messenger RNA, 2572 nt
Organism: Anopheles maculipalpis
Lineage: Eukaryota; Metazoa; Arthropoda; Insecta; Diptera; Culicidae
Exons: 4
Coding region: 8-2572 (854 amino acids)
Biological process (GO): regulation of DNA-templated transcription
Cellular component (GO): NuA4 histone acetyltransferase complex
Source: RefSeq, a predicted model, not a curated record